GGAACCCACGUGUGGUGCUAGGUUGCAUCAUGAAAGCGCAUUCGUAAUCCAGCGAUCCGUGGGAUUGGGCAAAGGGAGUGGAGGUUGGGUUAGGAAAAAAACACGAUUGGUAGAGUUGAAAGUAAAACUUGUUGGCUCAGAUAUUUGUGCAGCCACGUCCUCUCUCGCUAACCUCACCACGGAGGUCAAUUGGCACUUGUGCUGAAACGCGUCUAUUCUCAAUCGCUCACUGCGGUGCACGACGGAGUGUCGAGAGUAAAACAUUUGGAUGACUGUAUUUGCUUUUUCCAUAUAUUUUUGAGACACUUCGGUGGAUAUCCAUUGAUUUACUCAGCUUUCAUCAAGAGCGCAUCAAAGGUCCACGUUCUGACUCGGUCGGUUAACUGACUCUUAAGAGGGAGAAAUAUGGCUUUUAUGGUGAAACAAAUGGUGGGAGGGCAUGUGAAGAACCUGACCGGGGGUUUGACUGAGGAAAAGCCCGAAGGAGAGAAAUCGGAAGCCGCAGCGGCAGGAAUGACCCAGGAGGAAUUUGAACAAUAUCAACAACAGUUAGAGGAGGAAAAGCAGGAACGAGAUUCUAGUUUUGCCCAGAAGAAAGCUGAGCGGGCAACAGUUAGAAGUCACUUCCGGGACAAAUACAGACUGCCAAAGAAUGAGCUGGAUGACACUCAGAUCCAGCAGGCGGGGGAUGACGUGGAGCUGCCCACAGAGCUAGCCAAGAUGAUCGCUGAUGACAACAAGGAGGAGGCGUCCAAGACGUCUGUCCUGGGCCAGCUGACCAACAUCCAGAAUGUGGACAUGGACCAGCUGAAGGACAAGGCCCAGGCCACGCUGGAAGACCUCAAACAGUCUGCUGAGAAGUGUAAUCUCAUGUGAUCUGGCUGGCUGACUGAAUUCCUGCUCUCUCUCUCUCCCUCCCUUACUCUCUUUAUCUGUACAACAAAGGAUCUAUGUAAGAUAUCAUGUGAUCUAUGAUCAUGUACAAACGUUGAUAGUCAUGUUGCUUUGAAUACACACACAUACAGUCAACACUGCCUCACACACACAAACAUACUGCAGCAGCUUCUGGCCAAGGAAUCGGAGUAAACACUGUCUAAGCUGUGGGGGAAUCAGAGUAAACACUGUCUAAGCUGUGGGGGAAUCAGAGUAAACACUGUCUAAGCUGUGGGGGAAACAGAGUAAACACUGUCCACGCUGUGGGGGAAACAGAGUAAACAAAGUCUAAACUGUGGGGGAAUCAUUGUAAACACUGUCUAAGCUGUGGGGGAAUCAGAGUAAACACUGUCUACGCUGUGGGGGAAACAGAGUAAACACUGUCUAAGCUGUGGGGGAAUCAGAGUAAACACUGUCUAAGCUGUGGGGGAAUCAGAGUAAACACUGUCUAAGCUGUGGGGGAAACAGAGUAAACACUGUCCACGCUGUGGGGGAAACAGAGUAAACAAAGUCUAAACUGUGGGGGAAUCAUUGUAAACACUGUCUAAGCUGUGGGGGAAUCAGAGUAAACACUGUCUACGCUGUGGGGGAAACAGAGUAAACACUGUCUAAACUGUGGGGAAUCAGAGUAAACACUGUCUAAGCUGUGGGGGAAUCAGAGUAAACACUGUCUAAGCUGUGGGGGAAACAGAGUAAACACUGUCCACGCUGUGGGGGAAACAGAGUAAACAAAGUCUAAACUGUGGGGGAAUCAUUGUAAACACUGUCUAAGCUGUGGGGGAAUCAGAGUAAACACUGUCUACGCUGUGGGGGAAACAGAGUAAACACUGUCUAAACUGUGGGGGAAUCAUUGUAAACACUGUCUUAAACUGUGGAGGAAUCAGAGUAAUAGUCUUAUGCCAAAGACCCUUCGCAGAAAACCAUUUAGACAAUGGCACAAAGUAUAUCAACUAGUCAUAUUAAGUGUGAGACGAAAUCACACUUUCUUGUCUUGGGACCACAUUCAGUAUAUUACAAACCAAGUGUCUGUUAUAUCUAUUGCAAGUGUAAGUGUAUUUGCAGUUAGCCUGUUCUGUAGUCCAUCUAGUCUAUGGUCAUUAACUAGUUGGGGCCUUGUUAAGAGACAGCUCGUCCUAUGUAAUGCCAACCCAUCUAACCUUUCAAAUCUGGCCUUUAACCUGUCCUCAUUUUGACCCCUGACCUCUCCAUCUCAGUGCUGUUUUGUGCCGGUGGUUUGGUGUCGUUUAGCUGCUAUGAUAUGUCAAGUGCUGUCUUCGAAAAUGUCAUCUUUUGGAUGAGUGCUGGUCAUAGUGUUUAAUAAGUACACAAUACUAUGAACAUAAAUUAACAUAGAGUACUUGUUAUUUGUCUGAAUUGUUGUUGUAUCACUAAGUAAAGAUGCAGGUGAGAGCGGGAGAGGGGUUUGUCAACCUUAUUUAGUAAUAUACAAUAUAUAUUUAUUUAAUACAGUGGUUCAUGUCUUGUAAUAGUUGAACAGUCCUUUCGUGACAUUACAGUAAUAGCAUUAAGAAGAAAGGAUGGUGAACAUGCCUUAGUCGCUUGUUUUAUGUGAUAGCUACUUUGUGCUUUCUUGUCAGUUCCAUGAAGCAAAACAAACAAGUGUGAAUAUAAUGAAUCCUUCCUCAAGUCUUACAGAGCCUGAUCACCUAUACAUAUCUCUCUGUAUUGACGUAUGACCUGCAGUGGUACUUUAAAGCCAACAACAAGAGCUUCUUUCAUUUCCAGUCACCCUAUGGGGUGAUUCAGGUUGAUCUCAUGAUGAUAUUUCAGGAAGAGACGUGUUGUUCAUGAUGUUUCUGUUUCCUGUCCAUUCUUUGCUUCUUUUACAUCAUCUUUGUUGUUCAGUGCUGUAUGAAACGUAUUGAUUUUUGACUGACCGUUGAAACCAUAAUAAACAGAUUUUUAUGA
Molecule: messenger RNA, 2862 nt
Organism: Oncorhynchus keta (chum salmon)
Lineage: Eukaryota; Metazoa; Chordata; Actinopteri; Salmoniformes; Salmonidae
Product: complexin-3-like
Exons: 3
Coding region: 406-876 (156 amino acids)
Biological process (GO): neurotransmitter transport; regulation of neurotransmitter secretion; synaptic vesicle exocytosis
Cellular component (GO): SNARE complex; terminal bouton
Molecular function (GO): syntaxin binding
Source: RefSeq, a predicted model, not a curated record